AUGAUUAAAAGCCCAUAUAUCAUGACUCAAGACGUUCUCCCAACUUCACCUCAACCCACUGUCGAUAUCGACGAUGCAGUCUCCGCCACCGCCGUCGCAAACCCUACUCUGAACAACAACCCGCCCGAUCUUCACCUUGAAUUCUUCCUUUGGAAUUAUCCCGACUUCCCUAAACCUACCAUCAGGACCGAGUUGCCUCAAAACCUGGAGCGCAUCGAGAAGUCUGAACAGUUGGUCUACUGGUGCUCCUUGCUUUUACAGCGUAUGUCUUCUUCACCCAGCCUGGUCUGGGCUGAGCGGAAGUGGCUCGAAGGGGACUCUACGGAGCAGGAUCGACUGCGCUGGAUUGCUACCAGGAUGAUCGAGGAGUUUGUCCCGAACGUUGCCAGCAGGAGCUCCGUCGAGAUUGCUGAGGUUGUCUCCCUAGGUCCUAUUCUGGAGAAGGAGCCGUACCGCAAGUUGCUCUCGUCUAUAAUUGCAGCGUUUGAUGAUGCUCUUCUCCUGGACGUCACCCUACUCCAAGGUCUUGUCCAGUUGGUGCAGUCCAACUCCCCUGGGUACCUAGAAGCUGACGACCUUAUCAAGAUCCUCAGCAUCCUCAGGGUUCGUCUGCAGGGAACUCAUGGUCAGUCGUCAGAGUACUCCUACCAACUUGUUCUGGCCGUCUCCCGCGUCUUGGAUGUGAUGGCGGAGCAUGGGGUCAAGGGCUUGGACCAGGUUGUCGAGCAUGAGCCGCUUUCGGGGGUCUUGUCAACCUUGAAGGGAAGCUCGGACCCGUACAUGAUGUACCAGACCUGCUAUGCCUUCCAGGCUCUGCAGUAUGUCCCCGACAAUGAGACUCCUCUACAAGCAAUCCUUCGACACUCUACAGGAGUUGCCAAAGGCCUCAUCGACAUCACUGCCCUCACCAACCUGGACCUGGGCGCAAUUCUCGAGGGCCUGUCCAGUCUCCAGAGCGCCUCCCUAGAGAGCACCUUUAACACUGUCAAUACCGUUUAUGGUGGUGCUUGCUCGGUGAUGGAGAGUGGCCAAUGUGCUCUGGGAGCUCUCAAGGAGAAGUAUGGAACCGGAAAGAAGCAACCCUGGUAUGGCGCCAUCCGUGCCGCCCACGCCCUUGCUCAAGCCGGUCAAAUGAAGGACUUUAACCGUUUCAUCUGUGAGGCGCCUUGUCGUCGUGAUCCAUUGUUCCAGUGGGGCAUAUCCCAGAUGCUGUUAGAGAUGACGAGCGAUGCCGCUUGGGAUCACGCCACUCAAGAGCACGCCCUUUGUCUUCUCCUUGGACUUCACACUCGUGAUCCUGAAUGGAAUCGAGAUGAGAGCCUCAGAAUCUACCUGUUCAGAACCAUGGGACAGCUCAGCAACCUUGAUGGUGAGGUUUUCAAUGGCAACAAGACUGGUAUUCGCUACCCGAUGAGGAGUCGUCUCCCUCCACCUACAUCGUCACCUCUUCUCGCCCGAGUUCUGGAUAUUCCUGAUGUCGAGUAUGAUCUGCACUUGUUGAGGAUGCAACGGCUUAAGGAGCGCAGUAAGGGCAUUUAUAUUCCUCCGCAGGCAAAGCCGAGUUUGAAAGCGGGCGACGACACCCAAUUUCCGCUCAUGGAGAAAGCCUUGGAGUUCCUGGCCAGCAAUCGCCAAGUUCUGUUGUUGUUGGGGGAUUCUGGUGCUGGGAAGUCGACUUUCACUCUCAAACUGGAGCACACACUGUGGAAGAACUAUAAGAAGUACAGGCCCAUUCCUCUUUACAUUGACCUUCCUACCGUCGACAACCCGACUCAGGAGCUGAUCGAGAAGCAGCUGCAGUACCACAACUUCAGUGAGGACCAGAUCCGUGAGAUGAAGCUACAUAGGAAGUUCAUUCUCAUUUGCGACGGUUAUGACGAGAGUCAACUCAAGAUCAACAUUCACACCACCAACCAGUUCUACCAGCCCGGACAGUGGAAGGUGAAGAUUGACAUCAGCUGCCGCGCCCAGUGCGGUGAGGGAUCUAACAUUAUGGUCUCUAUUUAUUAG
This is a messenger RNA of Linnemannia hyalina, 2010 nucleotides long. NCBI's taxonomy places the organism in Eukaryota, Fungi, Mortierellomycota, Mortierellomycetes, Mortierellales, Mortierellaceae. The record is from the annotation of a GenBank genome assembly.